CCAACUAAAAUGAGGUGGCCGGCUGUGCCUCAAAAUCCGCAAAGACUAUUUUUCAAAUAUAAAAUCACACCAUUCCCUCCUCCGAGCACCUACCGCGAAACCUACCCGAUACGUUAUGGCCGCGAUCGCCGCCUCCACCGCCAACCGGAUAUUCAGAAAACCGAGCAUCAACUCCCUUUCCUCCUCAUCCAAGUACCCGUCUUCCUCUUCUCCAAUUUACGUCAGCUUUCUGCAACCGAGACACCGGAUUGGCUCGCAUAUGCUUGCGGCGUCGGCCGGGCAGGAGGUAUCGGUCGCUGCUGUGGCGCUGGAGGAAACGGGAAUGGGGACCUCCGCGCAGAGGCCAGAUUCUUUUGGCCGGUUUGGGAGGUUUGGGGGCAAGUAUGUGCCGGAGACCCUAAUGCACGCCCUGACGGAGCUCGAAUCUGCCUUCCGCUCAUUAUCCAGGGAUCGGGAGUUUCAGAAAGAAUUAGAUGGCAUUCUUCGAGAUUAUGUUGGACGGGAGAGCCCACUUUAUUUUGCAGAACGACUUACAGAGCAUUACAAAAAUUCUCAAGGAGAGGGGCCACAAAUUUUCCUGAAAAGGGAAGAUCUUAACCACACUGGUGCACACAAGAUCAACAAUGCUGUUGCACAAGCUUUGCUUGCAAAGCGUUUGGGGAGGAAACGAAUUAUUGCAGAAACUGGUGCUGGCCAGCAUGGUGUUGCAACUGCUACUGUAUGUGCAAGAUUUGGAUUGCAGUGCGUUAUCUACAUGGGCGCUCAGGACAUGGAAAGACAAUCACUAAAUGUCUUUCGCAUGCGCCUUCUGGGCGCCGAGGUGAGGGCCGUUCAUUCUGGGACAGCCACACUGAAAGAUGCCACUUCAGAAGCCAUCAGAGACUGGGUAACUAAUGUUGAGACCACCCACUAUAUUCUUGGAUCUGUUGCAGGUCCACAUCCAUAUCCAAUGAUGGUUAGAGAUUUCCAUGCUGUGAUUGGCAAGGAGACGAGGAGGCAAGCGAUGGAAAAAUGGGGUGGCAAGCCUGACGUACUCGUUGCUUGUGUUGGUGGUGGUUCAAAUGCUAUGGGUCUCUUUCAUGAAUUUGUUGAUGAUCAGGAUGUUAGGUUGAUUGGUGUUGAGGCUGCAGGAUUUGGUUUGGAAAGUGGAAAACAUGCAGCAACUUUGACAAAAGGAGAGGUAGGAGUUCUACAUGGUGCCAUGAGUUAUUUAUUACAAGAUGAUGAUGGACAAAUUGUUGAACCGCAUUCAAUCAGUGCUGGUUUGGAUUAUCCUGGUGUUGGGCCUGAGCAUAGUUUUUUGAAGGAUAUUGGGCGUGCUGAAUAUUACAGUGUGACAGAUGAUGAGGCAUUGGAAGCUUUCAAGCGACUAUCUCGUCUGGAGGGGAUCAUUCCAGCCCUGGAAACCUCACAUGCAUUGGCUUAUUUGGAAAAGCUCUGUCCAACUCUACCAGAUGGAACAAAGGUGGUUAUAAACUGUAGUGGCAGAGGAGACAAAGAUGUUCAAACUGCUCUGAAACUCCUACAAGUCUAAUUGCUCGCCAAACCCUCUGCCUUCACUUGACAAUAAGAAAGCAAAU
Messenger RNA from Phalaenopsis equestris, 1580 nucleotides. RefSeq names its product tryptophan synthase beta chain 1. Bases 116 to 1534 code for a protein of 472 amino acids. Lineage: Eukaryota; Viridiplantae; Streptophyta; Magnoliopsida; Asparagales; Orchidaceae. The record is from RefSeq and is a predicted model, not a curated record. Gene Ontology annotation, biological process: L-tryptophan biosynthetic process. The transcript has 5 exons. Gene Ontology annotation, cellular component: cytoplasm. Gene Ontology annotation, molecular function: tryptophan synthase activity.